CAGAAGGGCUUCGUUAUAUUGCCGUCACGAAGAAUUUAUCGCGGUCAACCGUCAACAUGAUACUGGCCCUACUUCGAAGAAAACUAAAUGUGUUGCUGCCAACGGAUUCGCGCACCUUGCUGAAAACGCCUUCCCAAAUUUCCGUCGACGGAUUACCGCUUCAUAAUAGUUCGGCAAGGCAACUAUGGCCGAUUCUUAUGAAGGUUGAGGAACUGCCAGAAGCCCCGGUAAUGUUAGUUGGGACAUAUUGCGGAUACACCAAGCCGGACAACAUCGAGCAGUAUUUGCGGCCACUCGUGACGGAAAUAAAUGAACUGCAUGAGAGAGGUUUGAUGUUCGGCGAUAAAAUGGUGCAUACUAAACUAUGUAUGUUUAUCACGGAUUCACCUGCUCGCUGUUUUGUCAACGCUACCAUUAUCUUCGUUGGAAAACAUAGCUGCCUGAAAUGUUCCUGCGUUGGAGUGCACGAAGCGAACAAGAAACAAUUUUAGCAUCGAUUACCUUUGGACCAACAGAAGCAACUUCCUGAAACAGCCGUAAAAUGUUGGUCUUAUCAUAAAACGGAAUUUUUGGAUUAGGCCGGCCAUCCCCACUUCAACUGCAUUUUGUCAAAAACAUUUGACAAAACAAUGCGUACAAUAACUCGUGUAACCUCUGCUUGUAGAAGGUAACUAAAAUUGCACUACACAUUCGCGUUUUUACCUCGUCAUAAAACUCCGCACAUGAAAACUUUUCAUUGAACGCUUCAUAUCUUCUUCCGACGUUAUUUUUUCCAUUACAGAUCCAGUAUCGAUGUUUGAUGACGACGGCGCCAGUACUACCCAGUUAUCAAUAAGAUGAUCUAGUUGGCAUUUCAUUGUGACCACUGCACUCAUCGUUUUGGAUACGUUCUUCAUAUUUUCAUCCAACUUUAGCUGCAUGUGGUUUAAUGUCAUCAAAAUUCGGUCCAACUUUUCUUCGACAGACGUUGAUCGAUUAGCGGCUGGUUGUUCGCUACCCUGGUUUGCCAUCGCUUCUGAUUGUGCUACGGUUGAAAUACUCGCUAAUUAUCAUUUAUUGUUCACACACGUUCGUUUUUCAUAACUAUUAUACCUUUUCUAAUUUCAGUACAAAUUUCACUGCUAGUUAAACGCAAUCAAUAUUUUGUUUUGAUCGACCAGCUGCUGUAAACAUUCUGAAUAAAA
Molecule: messenger RNA, 1184 nt
Organism: Anopheles stephensi (Asian malaria mosquito)
Lineage: Eukaryota; Metazoa; Arthropoda; Insecta; Diptera; Culicidae
Exons: 4
Coding region: 57-491 (144 amino acids)
Source: RefSeq, a predicted model, not a curated record